AUGGCUAAGACAAAGAGUAUGACUAGAAGUCAUAAUGAAGAUAAGAGAUUCAAGACUUGUGACAAUGGUGGUGCAGCAGACCUUAAUCAUGAUGUGCUGUUUUUAGUUAUGAUGCAACUGAGAUUCAUUGAUUUUCUUGCAUUUAGUGGCGUUUGCAAGUCAUGGAGAUCUUUCGCACUCUCAAAUAGGAACAAGUUUAUGGCAUCCAGACCACCCAUGUUGAUGUGGAUCCAUUAUUUUUCUGAUAAGAAUGAGUACUGCCUAGAAGACUUUCAAGAAAGAAGGUUCAAAACCCUCUUUCCCCGUUCUUCUCACAGAGGAUGUGUUGGAUUGACUUAUGGUUACAUAAUCUUGUUCGCAUGGGAAACAAAAGACUUUUGGCUUGUGAAUCCUAUCACAAAGCAUGAACUUUAUUUCCCUUGUGUCCCCAACUUUGAUCCUCGUUUUAUGCGAGAAGGUGCUAGGGCUGUUCUUGUCUUUUCAACUUCCAUAUCCGGAUGGGUGUUUGUUAUGACAUAUAGACUCUCCGAUAAGAUAUGGUUUUGUAUACAUGGUAAAGGAGGAUGGAAUCAUGUCUCCUCCACUUUUCCCAUCCUUGAUUUACAUGCUUUUAAGGGGAAGAUAUAUGCUCUAAACAACGAUUGGGGAUUAUAUGAGAUGAGCCUAAAUCCACAACACCCUAAACUGACAUUACUAGAAAUCAACAACUGUUUGAAGUCACGUUUUCUCCGUCCCAAGCUUGUAAGUCUUGCAGGUGAAAAGCUUUAUGUGAUAGAUCACAUUCCAGGAAAAGAUGGAGAUCUAUACAGGGUUCAGGAACUAGAUUUUGGCAAAAUGAAAUGGGUGUUGCAAGAAGAAAAGACAACUGGAGAAGAAUAUGUUUUCUUUCUUAGCAUCUUGUUGAAUGGUGCGCCAGUUGAUGGCGCUGCAGUUAAACUCGGGUCACAAUACAAGAUGCAUGAGUGCUUCCCUAACAUUUCUACAAGAAGUCGAAAAGGCAGGUUCUAUGCUACGCAAGAUAUGUGGUACUUCCCUCAUGAAUGUAUGAAUGUUCAUCAUCUAAUUGAUUGA
Lactuca sativa (garden lettuce) is the source of this 1071-nucleotide messenger RNA. RefSeq lists its product as uncharacterized. Gene Ontology annotation, molecular function: protein binding. The record is from RefSeq and is a predicted model, not a curated record. Lineage: Eukaryota; Viridiplantae; Streptophyta; Magnoliopsida; Asterales; Asteraceae.